Aspergillus ibericus CBS 121593 is the source of this 1788-nucleotide messenger RNA. Its product is annotated as cytochrome P450. Gene Ontology annotation, molecular function: iron ion binding; oxidoreductase activity, acting on paired donors, with incorporation or reduction of molecular oxygen; monooxygenase activity. The coding region runs from base 53 to 1663 and encodes 536 amino acids. NCBI's taxonomy places the organism in Eukaryota, Fungi, Ascomycota, Eurotiomycetes, Eurotiales, Aspergillaceae. The record is from RefSeq and is a predicted model, not a curated record. The transcript has 4 exons.
CUUCUCAGUCGACUUCGGAGCAGUCUGUGCUACCUCCUGUAUCACCACCAUCAUGGACUCUCCGUUGGUGCUGCUGUCCGUUGCCUUGCUGGAGGCCUAUUUGCUACAGCGCAGCUUGCUGCCCGACUGGGCAUUUCGCAGUGUGACGGCUUUAUCGCUGGCGGGUAAUCUAAGCCUCCGAUUGAUCUGGGGAUUGUUUGUCUAUCCGUACUUUGUGACGCCGCUGCGUCAUCUGCCUACUCUUCCGGGCAAUCUCAACCACGGCCGCGUGAUUUUUGACGACCCUCGCGGCCGGCUUCCGCUGCAAUGGAUGAAAACCAUCCCCAAUGACGGGCUCAUUCAUUUCCGUGACAUCUUCAACCGGAGUUUCCUGCUGGCUACGAAUCACCAGGCCCUGCUGGACAUUAUGAGUACCAACACCUACGACUUUGAGAAGCCGUGGCGCACGCGCGAGUUUCUAGCACGGAUUAUCGGAUUCGGACUGAUUCUGUCCGAGGGCGGCGCGCACAAGAAGCAGCGACGGGCGCUAACGCCGUCGUUCAAUGUACGAAAUAUCCGGGCACUGUAUGGGCUGAUGUGGGGGAAGACGGGGGUGUUGAUGGAGGAGCUGGAGCGGGAGAUGGCCACGAAUGAGGGAAAGGUUGAGAUGAGUGUGUGGGCUAGCCGCCUCACCCUCGACAUUAUCGGCCCCGCGGCCAUGGGCCGCGACUUUCGCUCGCUCCAAAACCCCGAGAACAAAGUCGCCGACAGCUUCCUGGCCAUUCUCGAGCCCACGAAAGAGAAGAUUGCCUUUCUGGCUGUCAACGUGCUGCUCCCGCAGUGGUUCGCGCGGCGACUCCCAUGGCGCCUAAACCGUGUCAUCGACACGGAGACGGGCUUCCUGCGCGAGCUAUGUAAGGACAUUGUCUUGGAGAAGAGGGCCUCAAUUGUAGCAACGCAAGCCACGGCCGCAGAGCUCGAGGCCGAUAUUCUUGGAACCAUGAUGCUAGGAGGCGACUUUACCGAUGACGAACUGGUCGAUCAAAUGUUGACAUUCCUCGCAGCUGGCCACGAAACCACCGCCAGCGCCUUCACCUGGGCCUGCUACCUCCUGACCCAACACCCAGAGUACCAAGCUCCUCUCCGGGCCGAAAUCCGCUCCCGCAUCCCCAGCGGCACCGCCCCCAUCACCCACACCGACCUCGAAUCCCUCCCCCUCCUCAACGGCAUCGUCCAGGAAGUCCUCCGCCUCUACCCCACCGUGCCCCUCACCCUCCGCGAAUCCAUCCGCGACACCACCGUCGCCAACACCCACGUACCCCGGGGCACUCGCGUCCUCCUCUGCCCGUACGCCAUCAACCGCAGUCCGCUGUUCUGGGGCGAGGACGCCGACGUCUUCCGUCCGGAACGGUGGGUGGAUACCGAUGCGAAUGGGAAUGCUGUUGUUAAUCAGCAUGGUGGGGCGGGGACGAAUUACGCUCAGAUUACGUUUCUGCAUGGGCAGAGAGCAUGUAUUGGGAAGGACUUUGCAAAGGCGGAGUUGAGAUGUGCUCUGACGGGGGUUUUGGGACGGUUUGAGAUCGAGAUGCAGGAUCCGAAACAGGUGAUUCAUAUUGCGGGGGCGGUUACGACGAAGCCGGUCGAGGGGAUGCAUUUGAGGAUGAGGAGGGUGGAGGGGUGGUGAUUCCUGUCCCUGGUUCAAGUGGAUGGUAUAUAUAGGGUGGGUGGUAUAUAUGGUGUAAAUAUAUGACUGAGCACAUAGUAUUAAGAUAGUGUAACUUACCAGAGCGAGGUAUGUAAUGAAUAUGC